Messenger RNA from Oryctolagus cuniculus (rabbit), 667 nucleotides. Lineage: Eukaryota; Metazoa; Chordata; Mammalia; Lagomorpha; Leporidae. The record is from RefSeq and is a predicted model, not a curated record.
GUUAAGCUGCCCGUCACCCUCAACAAGUUUUUCCAGCCCACAGAAAUGGCUUCUCAGGAUUUCUUUCAGCGCUGGAAGCAGCUGAGCAACCCACAGCAGGAGGUGCAGAACAUCUUCAAAGCCAAGCAUCCCAUGGACACGGAGAUCACUAAAGCAAAGAUCAUUGGGUUUGGUUCUGCACUCCUUGAAGAAGUCGAUCCUAAUCCUGCCAACUUCGUGGGAGCUGGGAUCAUCCACACCAAAACUACCCAGAUCGGAUGCUUGCUUCGCUUGGAGCCGAAUCUGCAGGCCCAGAUGUACCGACUCACGCUGCGGACGAGCAGAGAGGCCGUCUCCCAGAGGCUGUGUGAGUUGCUGUCGGAGCAGUUCUAGCCGGCCCGGCAGAAGGCGGCCGUGUCUCGUGCAUUUCUCGUCCCUGUGCUUUGUCCUUGCUCCCUGGCCUGCGGCCACUGGACACGGGCCUCCCAGCCCUGCGCCUGCAGCCCUGUCCCCGUGGCCACGCGUGGGACGCACUGUGUGUUGUAAGAAGGAAAGCUGAGUGUGGACUACAGGGGCCUGCCCCGUCCAAGGAGAGCCCGGAUCCUGGGACCAGUUUUUAUAGAAAUCAAGGCAGUCUGUGGCUCAGUCUGUACAUUAAAGGGAAAUUAGAAGUUUGAAUGAAAAUGGA